Molecule: messenger RNA, 1683 nt
Organism: Cyanidioschyzon merolae strain 10D
Lineage: Eukaryota; Rhodophyta; Bangiophyceae; Cyanidiales; Cyanidiaceae
Product: probable phytochelatin synthase
Exons: 1
Coding region: 1-1683 (560 amino acids)
Biological process (GO): detoxification of copper ion; cellular detoxification of cadmium ion; response to metal ion
Molecular function (GO): metal ion binding; glutathione gamma-glutamylcysteinyltransferase activity
Source: RefSeq, a predicted model, not a curated record
AUGAUCAUUUGGCGUCCGUUGGUACGUUGCGGUUACCACGGGUUCGCGUGUCGUCUCGAGAAGCUCCAGCGUCCGCUUGAGUGCGUGCUGCAAAACGAAGGGCGUGGCGGCUGCUUUAAAAGAUUGAGGACUCGUUCGCAACCGCAGGUGACUCGAGCAACCAUGGCGCCAGCGCUUGAGCAGUGCCCAGUUCAGACGCCGUCGAGUCGCACACAACCUGCUCCUGCGCUACCAGAGAAUGACGCCACGGUGCUGCGUACACAGACACCACAGACGAUAACGGUGACGACGACGACGACGACGACGAGGAUACCGAGCGCAACUCCUCCGCCGGCGGUGUCGUUCUAUCGUCGCCCGCUUCCGGCAACGUGCAUCGCGCUGGACUCUGCUGAGGGUCGAGCUUUGUUCGAGCGCAGCCUUUUUUCGGGCCUAGCAGAGCCUUUCCUGCCCUUGGUAUCCCAGUUUACUACGCAAAGCGAGCCGGCCUUUUGCGGUUUAGGCUCGCUCGCAAUGGUGCUCAACGCGCUCCAGGUCGAUCCCGGACGUCCGUGGAAAGGCCCCUGGCGCUGGUUUUCUGAGGAGCUCCUCGAUUGCUGUCUGCCUCUGCAUAUCGUCGCUCGCGAGGGCAUCACCCUGGACGAGUUCCGCUGCCUGGGUCAAUGCAAUGGUGCCCUCGUGGAGACAGCACAGCCACCAGCACCUGGUGUGGCACCGUCCCAGCAUUUAUCGCUCGAGCGUUUCCGUGAGUCUCUCCAACGAAUGUGCAGUGAUCGGGACCCCCGAAACGGUAGCGGGUUCCUGGUGCUUUGCUACGCCCGCGAGGCCCUGCAGCAAACAGGCACCGGGCAUUUUUCCCCGAUUGCUGCAUACGACGAGGUGUCGGAUCGUGCCCUGAUCCUUGAUGUGGCGCGCUUCAAGUACCCACCACACUGGGUGGCACUCCCGGACCUGUAUCGAGCGAUGAGCGUCCUCGAUCCGGCAACAGGGAUGCCCCGGGGUCUCGCUAUGGUGCGUCGUCGGCCGGUCGUUGAGGCGUCGGGCACCUCAAACCGCACACCGGUGCCGUCGGAGGAUGCCUCCGCGAGCACGGUACGCCCGUGUGCGUGGCGUCCGCGUCUUCUCCACAUGAAACGUCUGUCGACGCAGCAGGAAACCGCUAGAGCGCUAACUGAGGUACAAAUCACGAUUCGAGGCCUGAUGCGGGGAUAUGCAAUCGCAAUGGACGAGAAGCAGCUCGCCGAGUUCAUGGAAACGCUCAUUCAAAUCUGGACGCUGCAUCUCUCUCGUCAUCUGGCGGUAACCCCGUUGCGGAUUCAAGAUGCAAACACGAGCUGUGAGUGCUCUAGCUCUAGACGUUUGCUUUUAGACGCGCUUCAGAAGAGUCCGCUGUUGAGAGCGUAUCGGCAGCUGGGGAUUGGAAAGGUAUCGGCUGACGACGUGGAUCCGGCGCUCUGCGCAGCCGCCGAGGCGGUGAUGAUGGUUGGCCUGCUCGAGUACGCAGCGCGAAUAGCGGCGACUUGCGGCUCGGACCCGGCGCAUGAUGGCUUCCAGGCCCUGAUCAAGCGGCUCCUUGGUGAUGACGAACGCGCUCGCGAUGAAACCCGACGCAUCGCUGACGUUCUAGCGGGCUUUGUGGAUGCCGCACAGCAAGCGGAAGCACCAGCAACAGGAGCAAACAAGUAG